Molecule: messenger RNA, 1489 nt
Organism: Hylaeus anthracinus
Lineage: Eukaryota; Metazoa; Arthropoda; Insecta; Hymenoptera; Colletidae
Product: mitochondrial import inner membrane translocase subunit TIM50-C-like
Exons: 8
Coding region: 190-1353 (387 amino acids)
Molecular function (GO): phosphoprotein phosphatase activity
Source: RefSeq, a predicted model, not a curated record
CCAUCUAGCGCUCAAGAAUAGGAACUACUUAGCUAAAAACUUGAGCGUUUCACCGCCGAUGGCGCUGAUCGCAGAGAACAUCAAAUGCGAUAAGUGAAGUAUACUGAAGUAUGCAUAUACCCGGGUCGAAUCUGGUCGGCAUUUGUGAUCUGUGUACAUGUUCUGGAAGCUCAUGGCCUGUUUAAAGUAAUGGCAUUUGCGACGAGGAGUUUGCGGCAUUUAUACAAAGUAUAUAAUGGAAGUAAAGGCACAAUAUAUUCUACACCCCGCCUACCGAUUAUUCGAAAAUCCGUUCUUCCAACAGUGCAUCAUUAUUACUACAGCACUGAGACACAUCGUCCAAAAAUAACAGGUAGUUUGACGAAUAUACAAUCAUCCGGUGGAACUGUUCAAUCCCUAGCACCAGAUGUGUUGGACAAUAAAAAGUUAGGUGAAGAAGAAAAAGAAGAGGCAGAGGAAAAUGAGAGACGCGAACAAUCGAAGAAGGUGCUUAAAUAUAGUUUCACAUUUUUUGGUGUGUUUAUCACUGUUGGAUUAUCUUAUAUAAUAUAUGAUCUAACGAGAACAAAAUAUGACGAACAUGGAAAUAUCAUUGAAGAUGAAUUCUCAAAUUUACCAUUGUACCAGAGAGUAUUUAAAAGGCUCACAAGGGAAUUUAAUUAUUAUUCUAAGAUGGUUCAAGAACCCAGCAGAGAUAAGUUGCUUCCAGACCCUCUCAAAUAUCCUUACAUUCAGCCCCCUUACACUUUAGUGUUGGAAUUGACAGAUUUACUUGUCCAUCCUGAUUGGACGUAUGAAACUGGUUGGAGGUUCAAAAAGAGACCUGGAGUGGAUCAGUUUCUAGAAGCUGUGGCUCCACCACAAUUUGAAAUUGUUGUGUAUACUGCAGAACAAGGAUUGACUGUUUUUCCUAUCUUGGAUAUACUGGAUCCUAAUGGAUAUAUCAUGUACAGACUAGUCAGAGAUACAACACGUUUUGUAGAUGGCCAUCAUGUUAAAGAUUUAGAUGCUCUUAAUCGUGAUCUCAGUAAAGUUAUAGUAGUUGACUGGAAUGAGAAGAGUACAAAAUUCCACCCUGAAAACACUUUGAGGUUACCACAAUGGACGGGUAAUGACGAUGAUACGACAUUGUACGACUUAGCUGCAUUCCUCAAAACCAUAUUAGCAAUAAAUGUGGAUGACGUGCGGGAAGUUCUCAAUUAUUACAGACAAUUCGAUAAUCCAUUACAAGUUUUCAGAGAAAACCAACGGAAAUUGAUGUUGCAAAUGGAAGAAGAAGAAAAUAAGGCACAGCAAGAAAAUAGCAAAGUACUUACCUCAAAGUGGAAACCAUCUUUCCUCCGAAAUCGUUAAAUCAUGAUAGAAAAUGAAAGAUUGUAAAAUGUAAAAAUUUGUAGACCUUCGUUAACAUGUUCGUUUAUUUUGUUAAUGCACAUUACAUGUAAUUAUUGUAUACUUUUUGCAUAAAUAAACAAGUAAUUCGUCCAAA